Messenger RNA from Cotesia glomerata, 589 nucleotides. RefSeq lists its product as uncharacterized. The record is from RefSeq and is a predicted model, not a curated record. The transcript is spliced from 2 exons. Bases 83 to 424 code for a protein of 113 amino acids. NCBI's taxonomy places the organism in Eukaryota, Metazoa, Arthropoda, Insecta, Hymenoptera, Braconidae.
AGAGAUCGGAAGAAAUUAAUUCAGUUCACUUUGAAACAGUUUAAUCGAAACAAACUUGUUAAAUAUAAAAUAUAAAAUCAAAAUGGUUAAGUUAUACUUUCUUGCAUUGGCUGCGGCGGUUUUAGUUCUUGCUCCGUCAGAUGUCUCUGCUAUCAGUAAUUUCCACUACAAAUGUAAUGGAGGAAAUAUUCUAGUAAGUUUCACUCCUUCGCGCGACCAUUCUGGAACAGUGACCGUCGUGGGCGCUCGCAAUUCAGCUUGUACAGUAUCGUUCAAAGUGAAUGAACCUUUUCAACAUACCUUCGACGCGAAACAAUGUGGAGGUUCAGCCAUGAAGCUAAAAGUUAUGGAAUCUCAACUAGUAGUUCACGGUGGUUCAACUUCUUCAUCAUCUUCAUCUUCAACCCAAUCUGUUAACUGCUAAUUUCUUCUGACUAAUAUUCAUUGUAAUUAUUUUAUCAAAUUAAAUUCAUUAAUUUGUUUAUUUAAUCCAGAAGUUGUAUUGUAAAAUAGUUAUCUAGUAAUUGAUGGUUAAAUAUUAAUGUAUACUUAUUAAUUUUCUUUCGAAAUAUAUGAUUAUUUAAUAUUA